ACUAUUUUAAUAAUUAAAGUCAAAAUUUCAGUUCCCAUUUCAUCUCAUUUUCUCAUCUCCUCAACCAAAAUUAAUUGUUUCUGAUCAAAAUGGAUAUUAUACAUAUUUCCCCUUUUUGAAAUUAUCCCUAAGAAAAAUGUCUUUUAAACUUAAUUGAACAACAAAUGGUAAUAAAUUCAGAAGACCUCUUAGACGAUGUUGGUUUUUGGAAAACUUAAAUUUAGAAUAUAAUUUUCUAUAAACAACAAAACUGAAUUCAAAAUGCUCGCGGAAACAUUGUCUGGGCACCCAGACGAAAAAACGAUAAGUAUGAGAGCAACAAAAAUCACUCAAAACGAAGACUUGGAAAAGCUACUUAAAAUCCGUAAAGUUAACAAUGAAACUCCUUAUUCAGUUGUACCUUUAGCGUCAAAACCACAGAUCUUAACUUGUCCACAUUGCGGUCAUUAUGUUACGACAGAAAUUGCAGUGCGACCCAGUUAUAGGACUCAUAUAAAAGCUUUAAUUCUCGCGUUAUGCUGUUUAUUUUUUAUCCCUUACGUUUGCGCUAAUUGUAUGAAUGUUGACCAUUUUUGUCCGGAGUGUGAAACUUAUAUUGGAACAUAUAUUAGUUAACUUAUUAGGAAAAAUUUUGAAUUUAGUGAUCCUUUGUAGAUUGGGUUGUAUAAGUUAAGGGGAAAUAAAGACCAGAAAACAGUAAAAUC
This is a messenger RNA of Onthophagus taurus, 704 nucleotides long. RefSeq names its product lipopolysaccharide-induced tumor necrosis factor-alpha factor homolog. The record is from RefSeq and is a predicted model, not a curated record. Gene Ontology annotation, molecular function: zinc ion binding. NCBI's taxonomy places the organism in Eukaryota, Metazoa, Arthropoda, Insecta, Coleoptera, Scarabaeidae.